This is a messenger RNA of Paramormyrops kingsleyae, 1543 nucleotides long. NCBI's taxonomy places the organism in Eukaryota, Metazoa, Chordata, Actinopteri, Osteoglossiformes, Mormyridae. The record is from RefSeq and is a predicted model, not a curated record.
UGAGUGGCCUUGUCCCUGCCCACUCUAUGACGUCAGAGAGCGUCUCCGGCGUUGGCUAGCGUCGCGUUCAGGGCGGCGGGAGCGACGGCUGGCGUCUUUGAUGCUCGCGGUGUGAACGUAGCAUUACACUAUAUCUGUGUGAUGUCACCAAUGAUUGGACCACUUAAAAGCUAAAUAUUAUGGAAAUUAUAUUUUUGCUAAAAUGUCGGCUUCUGAAUUGGGAAUUGCCCAUGUUUUAGCUAUUAAUUAGGGAUUCCUCGCUAAACCCGCUUUCUGUACCCCCUUGGUUUUGUAUAUUUUUGUACAUGUUAUAACAGACUUUUCAUCUAAGUUAACAAUCAGCCACUUAAGCAUGACUUUAGUGAUUUGCAUUUGAUCAGGGAAAAACAGCCAUGCGAUCCACCCUUUUCCGUAAUGCAGGUGUGUUGGGCGUGUUUCAGCUCCAGGUGUGAACUGAAAGUAAAAGUAUGGCCAGAAAACUGGCAUUUCAUGUAGGGAUGUAACUGCAUUAAUAAAAGCGUAUAUAGGCUGUUUAUUAAAAAAGAACAUAUAUAUAGUGAAAUUUGCCAUUGUAUUAUAGAAACAGUUCUUUGUACAACAAUAAAGGUGGUGAUGCAAAUCAAAACUUUCAGCCCUAUUUUGAUCAUGUUCAAGUUCGUCAUUAACUCUGUUGGUUUCCUGCUACACGGCUCUGCUGGUCCUCUGACAGCCCGGCUGAGAGGAGCUUUACUGCUGCCCUGCUUCGUGGACAGACCCCUGCCUUUGGAGGAGCUGGAGGUGGACUGGAGAAGGACUGAUUCAGACACCAUCGUGCACCUAUUCCAGGGGGGUCAGAGCAGACCUGAAUCACAGGGGGAUGCCUACAGGAGCAGAGCCCACUUCUUCUCUCAGGAAAUACCCAAAGGCAACUUCUCUCUGCUGCUUGAGGAUGUGAGGACUGCAGAUGCAGGAGUGUAUGAGUGUGUGGUUUACACAGAGCAGGAGCAACGUGAAACACGGGUGGAAAUACAGGAAGCAGGCAAGUGAGCCUUUCUGUUAUACGGCUUAAAACAUAUGGAAAAAGGGGCAUAGGUUUGUUAUUAACAUUGGGGGAGACGAGUAUAUCAGGGUCAGAGGUGUGACAUCACUGUAUGGCGCUGUGUAUGUUCGUUUUUUUAUUCCUAAAUUAUUGCUGCUACAAUCACAAUAUUUAUCCUUCCUGUGGUGUUGCACACCAACCCCUUUGUAAGUUUAAAAUGCAUAAAAGCACCACAUAGAUUUGUGUCCUGCAUCAAGGCUUUUUGACUUUGUCAGGAACCUCUAUUUAAACAAAGUAAAUUAAAACUAAAUCAAGGCGAGGCCUGCAGAUACAUGCAAGGCAAGAUUAGACCAAUUCAGUUUAUUUAUAUAAUUCUCUUGAGGUAUAUUUUACCAUUAUUUUUUUAUUGAAAACAAGUGGUAUGCUGUCAAAACAAAGGUCCUGAAAGCCGCACCAAAAAUAUUAAAACAAAUUAUUUCAUGGAUUAGGAAGCCUAACAAGGCAACCAAGAGGUAAGAAACAAAU